Molecule: messenger RNA, 1252 nt
Organism: Geodia barretti
Lineage: Eukaryota; Metazoa; Porifera; Demospongiae; Tetractinellida; Geodiidae
Source: the annotation of a GenBank genome assembly
AUGGACGAGUACAUUUUCAACGUGGACAACGGCUACCUGGAGGGCCUUGUGAGGGGUUUCCGCUCUGGGAUCCUCGCUAGAGGCGACUAUCUCAACCUCGUCCAGUGCGAGACCGUAGAAGACCUGAAGGUGCAACUGCAGGCGACGGACUACGGAAACUUCCUGCAGAACGAGCCGAGUCCAGUCCCCGUGGCCGUGAUAGACGAGAAACUGAGGGGGCAUCUUGUGGUGGAGUUCCAACACAUUCGGAACCACUCAGUCCCGCCUCUCAGCACUUUUCUGGACUAUGUCACGUACAGCUACAUGAUAGACAACAUCAUCCUCCUCAUCACCGGUACCCUCCACCAGAGACAGAUCGGGGAGCUCCGCAGCAAGUGCCACCCUCUGGGGAGCUUCGAGGAGAUGGAGUCUGUCAACAUUGCCAACACACCGGCCGAACUCUACAGCGCCGUCCUUGUUGACACACCUCUGGGUCCGUACUUCAAGACUUGUAUAUCUCAGACAGACCUGGACGAGCUGAACAUCGAGAUCAUCAGAAACGCACUCUACAAGGCGUAUCUGGAGGACUUUUAUAAGUUCUGUCAGGACAUUGGAGGCACCACUGCUGAAGUGAUGGGAGAAAUUCUCCAGUUCGAAGCAGACAGGAGGGCGUUCAUAAUCACCAUUAACUCCUUUGGUACGGAGCUGACGAUGGACGACAGGGAGAAGCUGUACCCGACAUGCGGUCGACUCCACCCCGAAGGGCUGGCUCGACUCGCCAAGUGCGAGGACUACGACCACGUCAAGGCUGUUGCUGACUUCUAUCCUGAGUACUCCGCGGUGUUUGCAGGGGCAGGUACUAAUCCUGGCGAAAAGACUCUGGAGGACAAGUUCUUUGAGAAAGAGGUGGAGAUUACGUGACGGUCGUUCAUGCAGCAGUUCCAUUCGGCGUUGUUCUACAUCGUACGCGACACUGAAGGAGCAGGAGGACGAAACAUCAGUCUGGAUUGCCGAGUGCAUCGCGAGAGAGCACAGAUCAAAGAUCGGACACCUACAUCCCCAUAUCUAGCCUCGACGUCAUCCAUGGAGCCCCGCCACUUCUAGAGUUUGUGUGUGUCUAGUAUUGGGAUUUCUUGAGGAGACAGUUCGAGCGUUUGUUUUUGUCAGGGUGUAUUAUACUAUAUAAUAUUCAGUAUGUGUUAUGAUGUGGUGAGUUCGUGAUGAAUGAGUGGUGACACAGGAAAAGAAAACUACAUCCGACGUUUUACACGGG